Molecule: messenger RNA, 1692 nt
Organism: Zygosaccharomyces rouxii
Lineage: Eukaryota; Fungi; Ascomycota; Saccharomycetes; Saccharomycetales; Saccharomycetaceae
Product: MFS transporter
Exons: 1
Coding region: 1-1692 (563 amino acids)
Biological process (GO): xenobiotic detoxification by transmembrane export across the plasma membrane
Cellular component (GO): membrane
Molecular function (GO): fluconazole transmembrane transporter activity; xenobiotic transmembrane transporter activity
Source: RefSeq, a predicted model, not a curated record
AUGCGAAGCUUAAUUUCAGCUUACGUCAACACAUACAGGAACACAUUUGCAGUCGAUAUCUUGGAACGGUUCAAUCUUGUUCAAGUUGAUGAGCACUUUGCUUUAAAAGAUGAAUCUGAUGACUCUUUGUGUAAAGAAGACAUCUCCAAGGAUGUGCCCAAUGCAGAUUUAGAAGCCCUAGAGAAGCAACCCAGCGGUAAUGUUACUCUUGCAAGUGCUGGUGGUAUUAUCUCUGCUGGUGAUGACAAUUCGGGAGAGUUGAAAGAUGCAAAGGAUGCUACUGAUCCAUAUCUAGUACAAUUUAGGGGCACUAAAGACCCUGAUCAUCCUCAUAAUUGGUUAGGCUUUAAAAAAUUUGUGGUUAUUUUAGAGAUUAUGUUGCUCACGUGUGUGACAUACAUGGGUUCUGCGAUAUACACUCCGGGUCAAGAAGAAAUCCAGAAAGAAUUUGGUGUGGGGCACGUUGUGGGGACUUUAAAUUUGUCCAUGUACGUGCUUGGUUACGGUUUAGGUCCAAUGGUGUUCUCACCGUUAUCAGAAUUUGCUAUGUACGGUCGCCAACAAUUGUACAUUAUUACUCUUUUCCUUUUUUCUAUGCUUCAGAUUGGUUGUGCACUGGUGCAUAACAUUGCAGGUUUAGUCAUUUUGCGGUUUAUCACUGGUAUCCUAUGUUCGCCUUCAUUGGCAACAGGUGCCGCUUCCAUUGGUGAUAUUGUAACACCCCAAUGGGUACCUGUAUUUAUUGGUAUGUGGUCUAUCGGUGCAGUGGCGGCUCCGGUUACGGGGCCAUUGCUAGGUGCCUCAAUGGUGGUUGCCAAAAACUGGAGAUGGAUCUUUUGGCUGCUUAUGUGGAUGAGUGCAGCCUUGUUGAUCGUUUUAAUUUUUUUCUUUCCAGAAACUGGUGAAGACAAUAUUUUGUACCGCCGUUGUGUGAGAAUAAGAAAGAUUACAGGUGAUGAUAGGUAUUACACUUUCAAAGCUCGUGAAGAAGCUAAGCUCACAUUUAAGGAUAUUGCAGUUGUGGCACUUUAUAGGCCAUUUGAAAUCAUCGUCAAGGAACCCAUCGUUUUGGCUCUGGAUAUUUAUAUCGCCUUAUGUUACGGUACUUUUUACCUUUUCUUCGAAGCUUUCCCAAUUGUCUUCGCAGGUGUUUACCACUUCACGCUAAUUGAAUUGGGAUUGGCAUAUAUGGGAUUCUGUGUUGGGUGUGUCUUUGCUUAUGCUAUUUCUUUAAUCUUUCUCAGUCAGUAUGGUGCUAGACAAGCUAAAAAGAAUCGGUUUACACCGGAAACCUUCCUAGUUCUUGCUAUGGGCGUGUGUUGGUGCCUACCGCUAGCGCUAUUCCUCUUCGGCUGGGCUGCCAGCGUUCACUGGACAUUGCCUAUGCUUGCCGAGAUUUUUUUCGUUAUCUGCGUUUUCAAUCUAUUCCAAGCUACAUUCUCCUACCUGGCAAUGUCGUAUCCAAAGUACAUGGCGUCUGUUUUUGCAGGUAAUGGUGUUAUGCGGGCAGGAUUCGCGUGUGCUUUCCCACUAUUUGGUAAGGCGAUGUAUGACAACUUGGCUAUAAAGGGCUAUCCAGUAGCAUGGGGGUCGUCAUUGCUAGGAUUUUUCUCUAUUGGUCUAGCGGUAUUACCGUUUCUGCUAUACAAAUACGGGCCAUACUUGAGAAGCAAAUCUAAGUUCUCGGGAUAA